AGCAGCCUCGGCCUGGGCUCGUGUUCGGUGCUGCGCCCGGCCCCCGCGCGCCAUGCCAGCCCCGUCAUGCGCUCAGACAGCCUCUGGGAAUCGGAGGACGUGUUGAACGCCGUGUUCGUGCUGCUCGGGCCCUCGCUCGUCUGCGCCGUGGGGUCCGUGGCCCGCGCCUGGCGCCACCGGGCGGAGGACCCGGCGCUGUGGGCGCAGCUGCUGCCAGGCAGCGGCGGCGGGGGCCCGAGGAGCAUCGGCGCGCCGGCGCGGGCGGUGCGCGAGGGGCGCAGGCUGGCGGUGGCCGAGCUGGGCGGGGCGCCCCCGGCCUGCGCCCGGGCGGUGGCGCUGCUGGACCUGCUGGGGGACGCGCUGGCGCUGUGCGAGUCGGCCCCGAGCAGCUCCCCAGGCGAGUGGGUCGCGGUGGAGGUCCACGACCUCCGCGCGCAGGGCUCGAGCCGCAGGCGGCGCUUCGAGAAGGUGACGCGAGGUGCCACGGCGCUGAGGCUCCUGGACGGGAGCCGGCACGUCCUCGUUGCGGGGAGCUGUCCUUCCAGGCCUCUGGCGCUGCUCGACUACUCGUCGGAGGCGCCGCACGGCGACUGCUCGCGGGAGGCCUCAACCCAGACGAUUGAUGUUCGGCAGGCCGACAUCGAGGCGGUGCGAGGCCUGGCCAGCCUGCCCCCAGCCGGCCCGCCCAUCUCGUGGCUGGCCCGCGUCAGCGGCGACAGGGCCGUGGGCGCUCAGGAGG
This is a messenger RNA of Prorocentrum cordatum, 739 nucleotides long. The record is from the annotation of a GenBank genome assembly. NCBI's taxonomy places the organism in Eukaryota, Dinophyceae, Prorocentrales, Prorocentraceae.